CCAGAUCUCUCUCGGAACAACGUGGUGUUUGGCCCUCUCUCUCUCUCUCUCUCUUUUUGGGUACCUUAAAAGCCCGUUAUAUAUCCCUUUUCUUUCGCACACGCCACAUUUGUUUUUUCAUUUAACUUUCUAUAUCGAAAACCCCCAUCAUAUCGUUCGAUUGUUUUUUUCCGAUCGACCCACAUCUGUUUGUGACGAAAAACAGAGUCUUUUGGGGGAGAUAAUAAUAAUAAUGGCGAAUGGAGAGAGUGGGGUAGUGGCAGCAAUCUUCAGUGAGGAUGAGCUGAGUGAGGUGAGUGGCGUGAAGCGAGUUGGUGACUAUGUUGAAAUCACGUGCGGUUGUACUAGCCACAGGUAUGGUGAUGCUGUUGGAAGGCUUAGGGUUUUCGUUAAUGGCUACCUUGAAAUCACUUGUGAAUGCACCCCUGGUUGCCAAGAAGACAAGUUGAGUCCUUCUGCAUUUGAGAAACACUCUGGAAGAGAGACAGCUCGAAAGUGGAAGAACAACAUAUGGGUAAUAGUGAAGGGUGAGAAGGUUCCAUUGUUCAAAACAGUGCUACUCAAAUACUACAACCAAGUUUCAAAAGCUGCUGCUCUUAAAUCCCAUGAUGCUUUGGCAGAUGCUAAUUGGAAAUGUUCUGAUCUCCAAUAUGACAAAAUUACAUGUGAUGAUGAAGAAGAACGAGGGAGCCGCAGAGUAUACAGGGGAUGCACUCGCUCUCCGACAUGCAAAGGUUGCACCUCCUGUGUCUGCUUCGGCUGCAGCAUCUGCCGCUUUUCAGAUUGCAGCUGCCAGACUUGUACUGACUUCACAAGCAAUGUCAAAGUUUGAUAUUCAUCCAUCUUCUUCAUAUAGGCUUGUUUAUGCCUAUAUCAAUAUUUUUAAUUUUCUAAUUGGACUCAACUUCCAGUCUGAGUUCAUCAAUCAUUGUUCUCAUUGACUGGAUCAUAAAAUUACAAUGUUAGUGAUUCUGAUUCUGUUCUCUCUCAUAAUGUUUUACCUAAUAUAGUCAUACAUUGAUUCUUAGUAGUGAAUAAAUUUGUUCUAGACCUCCAUAUUUAUCAAUAGAAAAAAUCAACAGAUCAAGAAAGUAGUGGUGUUAAUUAUGAUAUACAAGUGAUGGUGACAUAGUGCGACCAGCUUCGUUGUUUUGGGAAUUAUUGGGUAGUAGUGUGAAGAUUUUGUACCCCAAUAAUGCCCAAGUUGUUGUGUGUGUAUUAAUGAUUGGACGAGUUACCAUAGACAAUAACAAUGAGUGGAGUGGAGUGGAGUGGAGGAGUUACCAUAACCAAGUCAUUGUUAAGGGGAGCACUUCACCACAUGCUUAUAUAGGCACUACCUUUAGAUGCUCAGAGAGGACUCACUUUCUCCUUUCUUUGCCUUACUAAUAUCAAAUGAAGUGUAAAACAUUUUUUAUAUCUAAAAAUACAAGUCACUUCAAUGUU
Molecule: messenger RNA, 1446 nt
Organism: Arachis ipaensis
Lineage: Eukaryota; Viridiplantae; Streptophyta; Magnoliopsida; Fabales; Fabaceae
Product: protein ULTRAPETALA 1-like
Cellular component (GO): cytosol; nucleus
Molecular function (GO): DNA binding
Source: RefSeq, a predicted model, not a curated record